AUCAGGAAGUUAUUUAAACAGCAGCAGCCUGCCUGGAUGUGUUUAUAAUGUCCACAGCAGACAGAGUGGGUCAGAAAGCAGCGCAGAAAUGAAUCUGGGAGUUUUUACGUGGCUUUUCCUGCUGCUCCUCUGUUUACUGACACCUGCUACGUCUAGAAGAGAGAAGAGGAACGUCCUUUUCAUCAUAGCAGAUGAUCUGCGGGCAUCUUUGGGUUGCUAUGACGACGCCCUGGCGAAGUCUCCUAACAUUGACCAGCUGGCAUCCAGAAGCCAAGUCUUCCUCAAUGCAUAUGCCCAGCAAGCCGUGUGCGCUCCCAGUCGAACAUCCAUGCUGACCAGCCGCAGGCCGGACACAACCAGGCUGUACGACUUCAACUCCUACUGGAGGGUCCACUCUGGGAGCUACACUACUCUGCCGCAACACUUUAAAUCCAAAGGCUACUACACCAUGUCAGUGGGAAAGGUGUUCCAUCCAGGCAUUGCUUCUAACCACACUGAUGACUACCCCUACAGCUGGUCUGUCCCUGCGUAUCACCCGUCUUCAUUUAGAUUUGAGAAGCAAAAGAUGUGUAAAGGAGACGAUGGUCAGCUCCACGCCAACCUGCUGUGUGCGGUUAAUGUGACGGAGCAGCCCGGAGAAACCCUGCCAGACCUGGAGAGCACGGAUGAAGCAGUGAGGCUGCUGAAGAGUCGGGUCGGGGACGGAGCUUUCUUCCUUGCUGUGGGAUUUCACAAACCACACAUACCUUUCAGGAUCCCACAGGAGUACCUGAGCCUCUACCCUUUAGAUAAAAUGACCCUGGCUCCUGACCCCGAUGUUCCCGAGCUCCUACCUCCCGUAGCCUACAACCCCUGGACAGAUGUGAGAAAGCGGGAGGAUGUUCAGAAACUUAAUGUUAGCUUCCCCUAUGGACCAAUUCCUAAAGACUUCCAGCUGCGUAUCCGUCAGCACUAUUACGCUGCUGUGUCCUACAUGGACGCUCAGGUUGGGAGGCUCCUCAGUACGCUAGAUGCUCUCGGGUUGGCUGACAGCACAAUGGUGGUUUUCACCUCUGAUCAUGGUUGGUCAUUAGGCGAGCACGGAGAGUGGGCCAAAUACUCCAAUUUUGAUGUGGCAACGCGUGUUCCCCUCAUCAUGUUCGUCCCCGGUGUCACUGCUGCCUAUAGCCGAGCAGAAGGGCCUACUUUCCCCUUUAUUGAUGUUUUUAGCCAACCUGAGUACAGCUUCACCAAUGCAAAGGUAAUCCGUAACACGGUGGAGCUGGUGGACGUCUUUCCUACCGUCUCCUACAUGGCCGGCCUCCCAGCGCCUGAGCAUUGCCCUGACGUCUCCCUCCAGGUGGAGCUGUGUACAGAAGGAAGGAAUCUGGUCCACACCUUUCAGCACAAAGAAAGGGGAAAGAAUGCCGAACUCAUGGCUUUCAGCCAAUACCCUCGACCCGCUGACACUCCACAGAACAACUCUGACCUCCCUGAUCUCCAAGACAUCAAGGUGAUGGGUUACUCUCUGCGUAACUGGGACUACAGAUACACACUGUGGCUUGGAUUCAAUCCCAGAUCCUUUCAGGUGAAUGUUUCUGAUGUCCACGGUGGUGAGUUAUACAUGUUAGCAGAUGACCCCGGUCAGGACAAGAACAUCUACAGUGACUUUGAUCAUAGCAUUGUUAUGAAGAAGAUGGACGCCCUUCCUCAUAAUGCGAGCGUGUGGACGAGGAUGAGGCUCCAGCUUUAUUACCACACAGCAGGACUGAAGAGAAACGCUGGGACGGUGUGACGAGCAAGAAGCACAACAGUCGGACUCACAGGGACCAGUUCAAAGGGAAUAUAACUAUAAAGGAAAAAUGAAUCUGUUUGUAUAGAGUUAUUGCUGAUUGUUUCACAUUUAAUACCUGAAUAUUUAGGUUUUUUCACUGAUUAAAAGUAUGACUUAAUCCAGA
Messenger RNA from Cyprinodon tularosa, 1937 nucleotides. RefSeq names its product iduronate 2-sulfatase (gene ids). Gene Ontology annotation, molecular function: iduronate-2-sulfatase activity. The transcript is spliced from 13 exons. Lineage: Eukaryota; Metazoa; Chordata; Actinopteri; Cyprinodontiformes; Cyprinodontidae. The record is from RefSeq and is a predicted model, not a curated record. Bases 89 to 1774 code for a protein of 561 amino acids.